Molecule: messenger RNA, 1080 nt
Organism: Canis lupus familiaris (dog)
Lineage: Eukaryota; Metazoa; Chordata; Mammalia; Carnivora; Canidae
Gene: PSCA
Product: prostate stem cell antigen
Exons: 3
Coding region: 160-534 (124 amino acids)
Source: RefSeq, a predicted model, not a curated record
UGGCAGGGUGGCCGGAGAUUGGGAUCUGCCCGCCCUGCAGGCCUUGCUGGCUGUGGGGAGCCCGUCCGUGUUGACAGUGGGCUGCGGAGCCUCCCCCUUGCUGGUCAAAGCAAUAUAAAGCCACCCUGAGGUCCAGGCCACCGCUGCCCACUGGUGACCAUGAAGGCCGUCCUCCUCGCCCUGCUGGCAGCUGCCUUGGCCCUGCGGCCAGGCACCGCCCUGGAGUGCUACUCCUGCAAGGCCCGCGUCAGCAACCAGGACUGCCAGCGCGUGCAGAACUGCUCCCACUCCGAGACGCAGUGCUGGACCGAGCACAUCCGUGCGGUUGGCGUCCUGACCCUCAUUAGCAAGGGCUGCAGCUCGCACUGUGUGGAGGACUCGCAGAACUACUACGUGGGCAAGAAGAACAUCACGUGUUGCUCCACUGACCUGUGCAACGCCAGUGGGGCCCAUGCCCUGCAGCCAGCCACUGUCACCCUGGCACUGCUCACUGCUCUCGGUGGCCUGCUGCUCUGGGGCCCUGGCCGGCUGUAAGAUCCAGGAGGACCCCGCUGUCCCAUGCUGGGCAUUGAUGUCCAGGGGCCCAGAGCACUCUUCACACACACCUGGCCCAGUUGAGGCUCCUCCGAGACCCUAACUCAGCUUGGACCGUGCCCCUCUGCCUUCUCCAGCCUUCUGUGGCUCCCCCCACAAGCCCUGCCCAGCUCCUACUGCUCAGCAGGCUGGGUUCUAUUGCUGUGGCACUGUCCCAAAUGAGUAGAACCCAGCCCGUACACAGUCUGUCCAACCCCCAGGCUCCAGCCUACCCCACAACCCUCGCUCAGGCAUCUCUUCCUCCAGGAAGCCUUCCCUGCCCACCCCCUCCGUCAGCUAAGCCAUGUCCCACCCAUGGUGUCCCCCACCACCAGCAAGUCGCUGGCACUCAGGAGGGCCCCAUGAAGGCUGAGGGGUGUAAGGUCCCACAGGUCCCAAAAGAUGAGGUGUGGAAGGGGGUUCCAGCUCCACAUGGCCAUGGGAGUCCUGGGGCAGGAACCCCAGCACAGGGUAGGCCCUUAAUAAAGUCCCCUUGACUUAGCUGCA